GUUGUGCUGCUUGAGGCAGGCCCCGAAGAACCCCUCGUGCAGCAAGUACCCCCAUUCAACUCACACACCUACUCCAACAGCCUAUAUGACUGGAAGCUCGCAGUGCAGAAAGCACCCAAUGACCACACCGGCAUCAUUUCCAGGGCCAAGAUGCUGGGAGGAUGCAGCGCUCACAACGGCAUGAUUUACCUCCGUGGAUUGGAAUCCGAUCACCAAUGCUGGGAGAAGGCUGGGGCGAAAGGAUGGGGCUUCAAGGAAGUGCUCCCGUUCUACAAGAAGUCUGAAAAUGCCCUGGACUCAGACUUGGCAAACGACAAAAAAUAUCACGCCACCGGAGGACCAAUGAGCGUUCAGCGGGCACUCAACGUGGACCAGAACGCAAAGCUGUUGCGCACUGUCUUCAAGGAAGGUGGGCUGACCGAGGUGGACCUCAACGGCGGCCACGACGAGGGCUUCGGCUGGACGCAGACCACCACCAAGCAGGGCCGGCGGGUCAGCGCCAACACGGCCUUCUUGUACGAGCAGCGCAAAACCCGCAAAAACUUGCACAUCUUGACCGAGGCGCGUGUGCGCAAGGUUCACAUCAACGCCGCUACGAAGCGCGCCGAGUCGGUCGAGUACACUGACAAGAAGGGUGCCACGCACAUCAUCAAGGCGCGGCUGGAGAUCGUCCUCAGUGCAGGCACCUACUUCUCUCCACAACUGCUCAUGGUAUCUGGAAUCGGACCGCAAGAGCAACUGAAAAAGGCGAAAAUACCUGUCAUCUCGCAUCUUCCAGGAGUCGGACAGAAUUUGCAGGAUCACAACAUGCCUGCCAGUCUGCCUGUCAUUACGUUCACGCGAACUGCAAUAGUGCCAACGGUAUCACAGUUGCAGAAAGACGCCAAGGAUUAUGCAAGGGGUGUCGGUCCUCUAACCGUCAGGGGCUUGAACCCGAUGGUAGUGCGCAAGCGAAGCCUUUCGCAGCCCAAGAGCGACAAGCGUCCGUACAUCCAGGCCCAGGCUUUGGUUGAAUGGUCGAACGGCAGCCUCAUGCCUUUCUGCACCGAAAGGACGCCAUCUCCCAACUUCACCGCUUGCUAUUACAACCAAGCAACCAUAAACGUGGUGCUCCUCCAUCCUACGGAUUCUGGAACUGUGACGCUGAACACAACCGAUGCAUUCAGUCCUCCGUUCAUCUACCAAAAGGUUUUCACCAGUAAACAGGACGUGGUUGCCAUGGCGGCCGGCCUCAAGGAGGUGACGGACAUGCUCUUGUCGUCCAAGGCGCUCCGCUCCGCGGGGGUCAAGGUGACUCUGCCGGCCAAGGGCGCGGCGUGCGGCGCCAACAAAGUGGGCAGCGCGGCGUGGUACGAGUGCAUCGUGCGCACCAACGGUGGCGUGACCUGGGGACACGGCGUCGGCACCUGCAGCAUCGGCUCUGUGGUUGAUACGCGGCUGCGCGUGCUGGGAGGUGUGAAGGGCCUUCGCGUCGCCGAUGCAUCGGUCAUGCCUUGCGUGCCCAGCGGCAACACCAACGCACCCACCAUCAUGGUCGGCGAGAGGGCGGCAGACUUUAUUAAGAAGGAUCAUGGUGUGGCGUGAAGAUCUAUAUUACCAGGAAACCGGCGGGAUAUUAACUGCAGCCUGCAAUGCUCUACAUUUAAAGCACAAAGAGUAUUCGAUGCAAGUCGAACAUUAA
Thrips palmi is the source of this 1681-nucleotide messenger RNA. RefSeq names its product glucose dehydrogenase [FAD, quinone]-like. Gene Ontology annotation, molecular function: flavin adenine dinucleotide binding; oxidoreductase activity, acting on CH-OH group of donors. NCBI's taxonomy places the organism in Eukaryota, Metazoa, Arthropoda, Insecta, Thysanoptera, Thripidae. The record is from RefSeq and is a predicted model, not a curated record.